UCGGUACCGAGCCGGGUCGAGCCGCCAUUUCUUCUUCAGAGGACAGUCAGUUGUCAGUGAACGACGACAAAACACACCGGCGAGAACCAUGUUGACUCUGCUGACUUCCAUGUAUCUGAUGGUGCAGGCGGUGUCCUCGCAGGCCAAACCAAUCCGUGUUGUGGUGACCGGCGCUGCUGGUCAGAUUGCCUACUCCCUGCUGUACAGCAUCGCCAAGGGAGAUGUGUUCGGGAAGGACCAGCCAAUCAUCUUGGUCCUGCUGGACAUCCCCCCCAUGCUGCCCGUGCUGGACGGAGUCGUCAUGGAGCUGCAGGACUGCGCCCUCCCGCUGCUGAUGGAGGUGAUCCCCACCGACAAGGUGGAGGUCGGCUUCAAAGACAUCGACGCCGCCAUCUUGGUGGGCUCCAUGCCCAGGAAGGAGGGCAUGGAGAGGAAGGACCUGCUGAAGGCCAACGUGGCCAUCUUCAAGACUCAGGGAGCCGCCCUGGACAAGUUCGCCAACAAGACCGUCAAGGUUGUGGUGGUUGGAAACCCGGCGAACACCAACUGUCUGAUCGCCUCCAAGUCUGCUCCGUCCAUCCCCAAAGAGAACUUCUCCUGCCUGACCCGGCUGGACCACAACAGGGCCAGCUCCCAGGUGGCGAUGCGUUGCGGCGUGUCCGCUGACAAAGUGAAGAACGUGAUCAUCUGGGGGAACCACUCCUCCACCCAGUACCCCGACGUCCACCACGCCAAGGUCCACGUGAACGGCGCCGAGAAGGCCGCGUACGACGCCGUGAAGGACGAAGCCUGGCUCGGAGGAGCCUUCAUCUCUACGGUGCAGCUGCGCGGCGCAGCCGUCAUCAAAGCCAGGAAGCUGUCCAGCGCCAUGUCUGCCGCCAAGGCCAUCUGCGACCACGUGAGGGACAUCUGGUUCGGCACCAAGGAGGGUGAGUUCAUCUCCAUGGGCGUGUACGCUGCCGGAAACUCCUACGGCAUCCCAGAGGACCUCAUCUACUCCUUCCCCAUCGAGAUCAAGAACAAGACCUGGAAAAUGGUCGACGGACUCUCCAUCAACGACUUCUCCCGCGGCAAGAUGGACGCCACAGCGGCCGAGCUGGUGGAGGAGCGAGACACCGCCCUGGACUUCCUGUCCCAGUGACGGUCACCUGCUGGCCAACAGCAGCACUUAGAUCUCCCGAAAGCUCGCUGCUCGCGGCUCUGACCAGGAAGAAGAAGCCCUCCACUCCUAUUAACCGUCCCAGUGUGUCACCUCUCUGUGUGUUUGUGUCUCUCGGCCACCUUAUCAGUUUAUCAGAACACCUGUUUAACCACCACAACCUGGCCUCCUCCGUCUGCAAGGCACCGGGAGAAUGUCUGUCGGUAGAUGAUAACACACUCUAGCUGCCCAGAAACUGUAACGGAAACAUGUUAUCACCAAUAAAACAACAAGGAAACUGAAAGACAGA
Messenger RNA from Anarrhichthys ocellatus (wolf-eel), 1448 nucleotides. Its product is annotated as malate dehydrogenase, cytoplasmic. The transcript is spliced from 9 exons. NCBI's taxonomy places the organism in Eukaryota, Metazoa, Chordata, Actinopteri, Perciformes, Anarhichadidae. The coding region runs from base 89 to 1141 and encodes 350 amino acids. The record is from RefSeq and is a predicted model, not a curated record. Gene Ontology annotation, molecular function: L-malate dehydrogenase (NAD+) activity. Gene Ontology annotation, biological process: malate metabolic process.